Messenger RNA from Silurus meridionalis, 4315 nucleotides. RefSeq names its product thyroid hormone receptor associated protein 3b (gene thrap3b). Gene Ontology annotation, cellular component: mediator complex. The record is from RefSeq and is a predicted model, not a curated record. Gene Ontology annotation, molecular function: DNA binding; transcription coregulator activity. Bases 458 to 3199 code for a protein of 913 amino acids. Gene Ontology annotation, biological process: positive regulation of transcription by RNA polymerase II. Lineage: Eukaryota; Metazoa; Chordata; Actinopteri; Siluriformes; Siluridae. The transcript is spliced from 11 exons.
AUUCUUGUAUUAGGAAAAAACUAUUUUGUUUCAGUACAUGUUCAUCUUGUGUAAUAUAAACCAGCAUAUAUGUUCGAGUUUCGUGUUGUGGCUGAGAUCUUUCCUGUAACCGAUGGUGACCUGUGGUCUCUUUGUGUACUGUUGAAGGGAAGUGGGUUUUGGGUCAUUAAUCUGGUGGUGUUUGAGUUUUGGGAAUAUCUGACGUGGGGGUGGAUACGUCCGAGAAGGGCUAAAGAUUAACUCCUGAUAAAUGAUCAGACUUUGGUUCUCAACGAUCCGUUCAGAGAAGUGUUUGUCAACGUUUGUGUAAACAACUUUGUGUCGACGUGAUGGAGAAAAUAAAUCCUCGUUUGCAAAUCUACGUUGUUUGAGUUGAAUAUAACGGGCUGAUAUUUUGUGCUGAAUGACAGCGGUUUUGUGAUUGGUGAUAAGUUUUGAAGAAGACACCAUUCCCAAAAUGUCGAAGGCACCGAAUUCUCCGUCUCGGUCCAGAUCGAGGUCUCGGUCCAGAUCGAGGUCGUAUUCGCGAUCUCGUUCCAGCAGCCGCUCACGAUCAAGAUCCAGGAAGCAUCGCUACAGCUCCAGAUCUCGCUCCCGUUCCCCUAGUCGGGACCGAAACUACCCAUCCAGAGAUUUUCAAGGCAACCGGGGGUACAAUCGUGGUUUCCGUGGUUACCGGAGACCCUUCUAUUACAACCGUGGCCGAGGGCGUGGUUAUUAUCCACGUGGCUACCACCGAGGAGGCGGCGGCGGUGGUGGUGGCGGAGGAGGUGGUGGAGGCGGCGGUUAUGGUUAUCGCUCCAACAACUGGCACGGAGGCUACCGUGACCAGCAGCAGUCCCACGAACAUCACAGCCCCAAAAGAGGACGCUCUCGCUCCAGAACACCCCGCAAGCGUUCCAGGAGCCUCAGCCGCUCCCAUUAUUCUGGCAAAUCCUCUUCUCGAUCUCGCCACUCUAGCUCAUCUUCACGAUCCCCGACCCCGCGGCGCCGCAGCUCCGGCAAAGCUGCCUCUAAAGAGUCAAAGAGUAAGAGCUCACCGAAUGAAGGAAAACCCAAUAGUAAAGAAGCAGAGCCCAAAUCCUCUGUGUCCAUUUCUGAGGAGCCGGCGAGCAAAUGGGAGAACUUGAGUGACUACACCACCAGUCCUAAAACCUCUAAUCCCGAGCCAACAUCUACACUAGGCACUCAACCUGAGGUUAAAGUCUCAAUUUCUGGGACAACAGGUAAUGGUGCCUCUGCUUGGAGAAGCAUUAGUGGACCAGAAACCAAGAGUCCUCCAAAGCCAACACCGCCGUCAACUGGUUUUGGCUUCUUCUCCAAAGAAGACAUGAAGGCAGGAGAGAAAGCGGCUAUUUCCACAGCGUUCAAAAAGUUUCUGGCAGAGAAGAAAAAAACCUCGGCCGACUGGGAUGACAAUCAGGGCGAAGAACUGAAUACCAGCGAUACUGAAAAGGAGAAGAGUAGCCGAAAACAAAAAGGCGUUUUCGAACUGGAUCCGGUUUAUGUUGAUUCCAAGGCCGAUAAAGGACUUCCUUUUCUGGACGAGGAAGAAGAGGAGUACGCAAAAAUCCUGAAAGAGAGAAAAGCUGAGGAGGAAACAAAGUACAAGACCAAACCCACUCUGUCAGCCAGGGAACUGUUUGAAGAGCGCUUUGGGAAGUGGGAUGACGACUACGUGUCCAACAAAGAUCCUGCGCAACGGGAGGACGAGAUGGAGGAGGAGGAAGAACACGUGAUGGAAGAGCUUUACAAAAGCCGCAAGCAGGCCGCACGCAAAGAAGAGAAGGCUGCCAAGAAGAAGGAGAAGAAGAAGAACCGCGUGAGUCCGACAUCUCCUUCUCCUUCCAGAAAUGCUGAGCGUACCAAGCCCCUGUUUCCUUCAGCCAGGGAGUCUUCACCUCCUGCCAGACCGUCUAAGAAGAAAGAGCCUGAAUUUAAUUUCAGUCUGAAAGCAUUUAACGAUGAAGCAGAGAGCUCAACUGGUGCUUUAGCCAAAGAAAGACGUUUGUCUCAGGAUCUGAUAUACCCUGUUAAGAAAGAGCAUGAGGAGUUCCGCUCCAUUUUCCAGCACAUUCAAGCGGCUCAGCUUCGCCGUAGCCCAUCUGAACUGUUCGCUCAGCACAUAGUCACCAUCGUCCAUCACAUCAAAGCUCAGCACUUUCGCUCGUCCGGAAUGUCUCUGAACGAGCGGUUCGGCAUGUACCAAAGAAAAGCCGCACAGAUGGAAAUGAUGAGGCAACGAAAGAGUCCCGAGAUCCACAGGAGAAUUGAUGUGUCUCCCAGUGCUUUUAAGAAGCACACUCGUCUGUUUGAGGAUAUGGACGAGAACGACUACAAGGAUUAUGGUAAAAAAUACGAAGGAGAGUCAAUGGACCUGCGUUUGGAUAUUGAGCGACGUAAAAAAUAUCCCAAGCGUGAGGGGGGCAAAGAAUCAGCAGGAUCACGCACCCCCAGCCGAGAACUCUCCUCUGAGAAGUCCUCAAAACACAAGAAGUCCAAGAAAAGCAAGAAGAAGCGUGAGCGUUCUCCUUCCUCCUCCUCCUCAUCUUCCUCUCCUUCGCCCCAAGCUUACCGUUCCAGAGAGUACCACGGCGAGGAGAUGGAACAAAUGGAUAAAGGGGGCUUUGAUAAGUCCCGCCUGGGGCCACGAGAGUACCCCCGGGACUAUGAAGGGGGCCACAUGGAGAGAGGAGGCCACGAGAGAGGAAGAGGAGGGUAUGAGCGUGGAGGAUUCGACCGUACGGGUUACGAUAGAGGACGUGGGGGAUACGACAGGGGAUUUCCUAGAAUAAGAGGUAGAGGAUGGAACAGGGGAAAUUACCCCAACAACAACAACAACAAUGGAAACCCUGCGAAUAUUGGUGGGCCGGUACGCCCCCAGGAGGAGGAGUGGGACCCUGAAUAUACCCCUAAAAGCAGGAAGUACUACCAGAUGUCUCAGCACGAUGACCGUGACCGUGAAGGUGAGAUGAAGUGGGCAGACGGGCGCGGUCGUGGGCGUGGCAUGUAUCCGCGCAGCAGAGGUUCCUUCACCAUACGUCGAGGCGCUGCUACCGGGGGUAGUAGUGGCAGCCCAAAGUGGACCCACGACAUGUUCCAGGGAGCCACGGAGGAAGGAGAGCUGCCUGACGAUGGCAUUGAGCACGGCCUCAAAGAUGAUGAGAAAGCACCCGAGAGCUCCGCCUCUAAACCGUAGACCACGCCCACUCAUCUUUCUUUUUGUGAGCUUUUUUUUUUUUUUUUUUUUUUUAGUUAAUUCACCACUGCAGUCCCCAAACGCAGGUGUGUCGUUCAGAUAAAGUGUACAGCGAUGUUCACACGAGCCGCUCCCACUUUAUUCUGUCACGUGUUUAGAACAAAAUGCUUUCUAGUUAUUUUUGAUUUUUUUUUUUUUAACACUCGUUUUAAUCGUAGCAGCUACGGUCUACAUAAGUCUAACUGGAAUGAGCAGGAUGCUGUGAUUUUGUGUGUGUGCAUGUACAUGACCCAUAUUUUUGUUCUUUGAUUUUUAUUUUAAAACGUGCAAUGGAAAUGCGCACUUGUGCCUUAGAGACGGGAACUGCAGUGAAGUGGUUUUGUGUUGUUGUUUUUUUUGUUGUGCUCAAUCUGUCCAUUCCCUUUUCCGUCUAUCUUCCAGAACACCCUUCGUCGUCGUCCCACCACCCCCCACACAUUUCUGUGCGUACCGAGACGUGGGUGUGUUGUCAAAUGUCUGACUUAUUUUAAACCGGUCUUCGUCUCGCCAUGUUUAAAGUUAAUUGCCGAGCUGCUUCCCAUCUGGAACGGUUCCACUGUGUAUUUUUAAUGAUUUGUGACUAAUCACUCAUCGAGAGUUCAAAACUAUAGUGCGAUUAUUUUCAGUCAUUCCCCGAAACCCCUUUUUGUUCAAUUGUAAAUGAUUGUAAUGGCUUAUAGGUUUUUUUUGUUUGUUUUUUUAAUAAUGCUUUAAAGAAAUGCAACUUCAACAGGUUUUAUUCAGAAGGAAAAAAAAAAACCAUGGGUGAGGGAUAUUGUAGGUGGGGGUUGGAGGAAUAAAACCAUGCGUUGUUUUUUUCCUAAAGAAAUAAACAGCAGCAUCUACGUAAUUGUAGAGUAUUAGACCGCAAAGACACCAUUGAGCUGCUACAGCUUUUGUAAAAUGAGCCACACUGGUAGAACCUUGAUAGAUCUGUAGACUCUCCUCCACCCGUUUCAUUUGCUGUGACGCAUCUAUAAAGAUGCUUUGUUACGUUUGUAUCGUUUCGCCAACGCUGUUGUUUCUGUCUUUCCUAAUUUCCGUUUCAAUAAAGAAAAAAAAAAAAGAAUAAAAAAA